GCGUUUCCUGCCAACUGAAGCGGGAAGGCAUGAGAAAAGCAUGGCGUUGCUUGUUGCAUGACAACGAGAGACCUCCGUCAGGUAGACCUUGUGCUGUCAGGAAUGCAAGUAUUUAGGCCACGCCCAUAGCUUACGAUGCGGAUUUGUUUAUCGAGUAUAAUCGCCCCUUAGCCUUACUGUUGUGCUCUGCACCUGCGCACAUUUCACGUAUUUCUAUCAAACUCAAGACAGAGCGCAGCCAUGGUGUACGCGGUCAACAAGCUGUCCACACACUGGGUAGUAUCAGAUCACCGCGCAUCGUCUAAACCUACUUCACCCUCUUCUGCCGCGCUGGACCAAACACGCGUGAGCCUCACACGUCCACACGCGUGUAAGAUGCCCCUCUCCUCUAAAACCCCAACAAUCGCUGCGCAUUCGCGCGCGGCGAGCGGCAUGUCAGCUCCCAAGAAGAGUGUCGGCCUUUUGAGAACGUGUGGGAGCGCGGACGUUUUCGCCUCGUCGAGGCUCUUAGGGGACGAUGACGGAGCGCACGCGCUGCAGGGGAAAGGAGUAUUAAGGAAUUAUCCUGGCUCCGGCGUUCGCCUUCAUGGCAGCGGGGAUAGAGGUCGGGGCCGGGGUCGCGGUACGAUCCUGGCAGCGGGGGCCCCCGUGGCGGCUUCCGCUGCAGCGAGUCCGGGCGCGAGUGCGGAGGCGUGGAAUUCGUCGUCGGGCGGCGGCGAAUUCGACUGCUCUGAGGUCGCUGCUUCCACUGCUACUGCAACGAGCAGUAGCGACUCUACUAACGCGGAUGGCGCAGCGGAGCGCGACAGCGUGACACGGGCGAGGCGCGUGCGGUCCCUGGAAGACGUCAUAGAGAGGACCAUCUUCAAUUUCCGCUUCUUCACGCUCAUGGCCGUGGUCGGCUCGCUCAUCGGCUCGGCGCUCUGCUUCACCAAGGGGUGCAUCUUUGUGGCGCAGUCGAUGAAGGAGUUUGCGCUCUUCUGCUGGAAUGGCGUCGGCACGGGGAAGGUCAUUCUGCUGCUCGUGGAGGCCGUGGACGUGUAUCUGAUCGGCACGGUGAUGCUCAUCUUCGGCAUCGGGCUGUACGAGCUCUUUGUCAACUCGCUCGAAGUGCCCCGCGACACCUCCUCCCUCUCCCCCGAAGCACACGCGGACCUCUCCCAGCGCAUCUGCGGCUCCAGCCUCUUUGGACUCUUCCGCCUCAAGGCGCGCCCCAAGUGGCUGGAGAUCCACUCGCUGGACGAGAUGAAGACGAAGCUGGGCCACGUGAUCGUGAUGAUCCUGCUGGUGGGCAUGUUCGAGAAGAGCAAGAAGGUGCCCGUAUCCUCCGCGCUCGACCUCCUCUUCUUCUCCGCCUCCGUGUGCUUCGCUGCUGGCUGCCUCUUCCUGCUCUCCAAGCUCGUGGGAGGAGGGGCAGGGGGAGGAGGAGCUCAUGGGGGCAAUGGCUCCAGCAGCAACAAUGGGAGAAGUCACAGUAGCAGAAAGUAAGCACAGUAACCAUGAUGAUGCUGUUGGGAAGUUAGUGUAUGUGUGCUGGCCUGGAUAUGGGACAAUACAACGAAUGAAGGCUUUGGUUUGGUUGGUACUAGUAUGGUUGUUUGGUUAUUAGAGCUGGGAAUCUGUGGACAUGCUGUUAAAUAAAGGGACCACCCAGCU
Molecule: messenger RNA, 1656 nt
Organism: Closterium sp. NIES-67
Lineage: Eukaryota; Viridiplantae; Streptophyta; Zygnematophyceae; Desmidiales; Closteriaceae
Source: the annotation of a GenBank genome assembly